Molecule: messenger RNA, 7980 nt
Organism: Schistosoma curassoni
Lineage: Eukaryota; Metazoa; Platyhelminthes; Trematoda; Strigeidida; Schistosomatidae
Source: the annotation of a GenBank genome assembly
GAGAAAUGAACUCCUACUCUUAGGCUGCGGUGAGGAUCAGUUGGUCAAUCCCAAUGCCUGUCAAGACAGUAUCAUGAAACAUGCCCUCAAGUUCCCAUCCAGCCUACUAUUCUAAUCCAAAUAGUGUAUUACCCCAAGAAUCCAUAUCGAUGCAAACAUAUUACUACAAGAACAGUGUCCCCGUAUCCGGUUUGGGUCCAAACCCAUCAACAGCGACUCCCCGUGCAUCAGCGCUCCCUCAACAAACAUCCCUAACUACAAAUAAUCAUUUAGGUGUUCCUGGAUCCGCCCGUUUAUCAUCCCAGUCACCUCAUAAUGGUCAUCCAUAUGGGAAUUUUCGAAAUAGUCAGUCAAAUGGUCUUCCUAAUAACCAAGAUGUAAUGUCGGUUUCAAUGCACGCCCCAUCAAAUUAUUAUUAUUGGCCUUCUGGGACUACACCUGGACCUAACACUACGCCAUACAACUACAGUGAUGUUUCGUCACAUACAUAUGCAACCCCUACACCAGUAUCCAAACCAAACAAUACAGCUGGUUAUCUUAACCCUAAUAAAAAUGGUCUGACUAACAAAAAUAAUCCAUCCAAUCGGGUAACUCAGCAGUUAAAGAAUACGACAUCUAAUUCAAGUGGCAGGCCGUUAUGGAAAGAUCGACCACAUGUUGGGAAAUAUAGUUUAAUCCAAACUAUCGGUAAGGGAAACUUUGCAAAGGUCAAACUUGCCCAGCAUUUGACAACCGGAAUGAAGGUUGCAGUCAAGGUAAUCGACAAGACAUUAUUGAAUCACUCAAGUCUACAGAAGCUUUUUCGUGAAGUUCGUGUUCUAAAAAGCUUGAAUCAUCCGAAUAUAAUCAAAUUAUUGGAGGUUAUUGAAUCUGAAAAACAUUUAUACUUGGUCAUGGAAUAUGCAAGUGGAGGUGAAGUAUUUGAUUAUCUUGUUUCACAUGGUAAAAUGAAUGAAAAAGAUGCACGAUGUAAAUUUCGUCAAAUUGUUUCAGCUGUACAGUAUUGUCAUCAAAAAAUGAUUGUUCAUCGAGAUCUGAAAGCUGAAAAUUUAUUACUUGAUGCUGAAUUGAACAUAAAAAUAGCAGAUUUUGGAUUUUCAAAUUAUUUUUCUAAUUCACAAAAAUUGGAUACAUUUUGUGGUAGUCCACCCUAUGCUGCACCGGAAUUGUUUUUAGGACGUAAAUAUGAAGGUCCUGAAGUUGAUGUUUGGUCAUUAGGUGUAAUUCUAUAUACAUUGGUUAGCGGUACAUUGCCAUUUGAUGGAAAAAAUCUAAAAGAAUUACGUGAACGUGUGUUACGCGGUACCUAUCGAGUGCCUUAUUAUAUGACGCAUGAAUGUGAAAUGUUACUGAAAAAAAUGUUGGUCCUUAAUCCAGCUAAACGUAUUUCAUUACAGGAAGUCAUGAAUGAUCCAUGGAUGAAUCAGGGUUAUGAACACAACAUACUUAAACCUCAUACUGAAGAGCCAGCCGAUUAUUGUGAUCCUGAACGUAUUGACAUUAUGAUUCGUAUGGGUUUCAAACGCGAGGAUAUUCAUGAUUCUUUGACCCAACAACGAUUUAAUAACAUUACUGCUACAUAUUUACUAUUAGCCCGUUAUGAUCCGCGUGUUCAUGGUCGGCUACGAGGUUUGCCUAGUACAUCAACUACUAGUUUGAAAUCGGAUAGUCAGUCGGUACGUUCACGUCAAACGCCAGAAACACAAUCUAGUACACCAAACACUUCAAGAUCACAGUUUCACAAUUCACCAUCACAUAACAGUUUAGGUAUGACAUCAGUCACUACUACUGGUUCAGUAACUUCACAUUCAAUGACAAAUGGCGUUACCAGUCGUAUUACUGAUUCAUUUGGUUUAAAUACCAGACAUGGAACUGCUGUUUCUCGUCCUAACAAGGAUACAAUUUCUGCUACUACAAUAACAUCUGAAAGUUUAUGUACAGACUCCUAUGCAAAUUCAAAUCCAUCUACAACAAAUUCAAACUCAAACAGUAGUACUCGUGGUUUUGCAAGCUCAGUGCGCAGAUCUAUUACUGUUUCCGGACCAUCAGAUGCUAAUCAGGUGACAGCCCCUUUACCAGGUGUAUUAUUAAAAUCAUCGGUACUUCCUACAUUAACUACUCUUUCACCUUCAAUAUCAAAAAGUUCAUCACCCCCUCCACCGUCUCAAGCACCGCCAUCUGAUAUUUCUCAUCAGAUACCUGCAACUCAACCUUCAGUUAUUACUCUUCAUCCUGCUUCUGUUACCGCUCAUUUAACACUUGCUAACAUGUCUAACGGACCAUCAUGUUCAAUUCCAUCAAACUCUAAUUCAGUACCACCACUAGUUACAUCAUUUACACGACAUAAUUCUCGUCCACGAGCUGCUACUCGGUCAUUUUCUAUUCAACCACAAACUAUUGCACCAUUAGCAUUAGAUGAAGAAGAAAUCGGAAAUUCAAUCAAAAAUCAACGAAUGCAUAGUCGAAAAUCUCCAUCGGUUGAAAAUAAAAUAAAUAAUCAUACUAAUGGAUUCAUGAAAGAAUUAUCAAUUUCUUCGACAAGUUCUGAAGAUGCAGUAUCUGAUGAUAAUGAUUUGUAUGAUAAAGAUUCUGGUUCUGCAUCACCGACCUCUGUAAAAUUAUCUCAUUCAUCUAAUAAGUCACAUAAAAGUAAACAUUUUUAUCAUACACAUAAAAACCACGCUUCUUCAUUCGUGACAUCAUCAACAACAACACCGACAACAACGUCAACAGGAAUCAUAAUGACACCGACAUGUGUUACUUUAGCAGCUGCUCCUAAUAUUAAUUUUAAUCAUAAAGGCUAUUUAUUUUCAUCAAAUGAAAAACAAACACCAGUCAAUGGUAGUUGUGAAGAUACAUCAACUAUGAAUCAUGUCCAGCAUCGAGAAACAUCACAAUUCAAUCGCGCUACUCCAGUUCGACGCAAAUCAAUUAGUACAACGAGACCUAGCUGUUUGACAAACACUACAUUGACAGUGAAUGCAAAUUCGUCACCGUUCAAUAAUUACUCCUCAAUAUCGACCAAUAACGAUAAGGAAACUACAACUAGUUCUACUGUUUCUUAUAAAAAUUCAGUUAAUUCAACAGUAGCAAAUCGUGUUAAUUUAUUUAACAAUGAAUUAAAUAAGAAUAACACAUCGUCUUUAGAUAUUGAAUCAAAAAAUGUAAAUAGAGAACAAAAUCAACCAAGUAUUUAUCCUAAACCACGAACAAUGUUUCGUUAUCCUCCUAAUGCUGCAGAUAUACUAAAUGAAUCUAAUCCUUUUCGAUUAGUCGAUAAUACAUCAGCAACUGAGUCGUCAAUUACACCACCGACUAUCCCACCACAUAGUUCUCGUUUACCUGGAGGAAUGAAUAAUACAACAAUUAAACAGUUCAAUAAUAACAGUAAUACAAGUCAAGCAAAUCAAUUUUUAGAAGGAAUAACAAACACAAGUACAGUUAAUAAUAGUAUUGCUCCAAUUAACUCGUUCGGUGCUACAAUAAGGCGUCCUACAGCACCUGUCCCACAAAAUACUAUUGUACCUAAUUCAUCUGUUUCUAUUAAUCCAACAACACGUACUUCUUAUGCUUAUCAUUCAUUAAGGUACUUAUUGAUUUUACUCUCCCUCUUUUUUUUGAAUAUUUUUUGGCAAUAGUCCAUAGUUAAUACAUUUAAAUUUAAACAAUAAGCUGUGUAAGAUUUCCACAUUAAACUUCUAAUCAUCAUUUGGUAACUUACCCAAAGUUUUGAUUCAGCAAAAUCAUUAGGAUUUUAAUAGCUAUGUAUUUUGUAAUAAAAGUGGUUAACCAGCUGUGUUUUGAAGCGUUGAUUUAUCAGUUAGUUGCGACGUGAUGAUUCACAUUUCAAUUUAUCGUUUUUCUAUCUUCUCAGAAUGAGUACAAUUAUCUAGUAUCAAGAUGACUUAUUCCCCAGUUUUUUAUAGAAUACAUUAAGGUAGACUCGAUAAUUGAUUCCGCACACUUUGUCAGUGAAUAAUUAUCUAUACGAGAAAUUUCUCGUAGCUAUUUAUACAUAUUUUUUAAAUUUCUAAGCCCAUGUUUCAUCGCCUCAAAGCAAAUCAGAGCAAAUUACUGUUUAAUGUAUUCACCCUUUUAUAGACAGUCUGAUAUCCGUCCUAUUUUACAAUUAGUGUAUGUUGGCGAAAUCAUAACGAAACGUUUGAAUCUUUAUCGAAAUUUCGUCAGUUAUGAACUUGUCAGGAUCGAUAAAACUUCCAAAAUGAAUGAAAUUAUCAAUGCAUUCGACUAUUGUACUAUGAUUUGAAACAUUAUAACGAGAGAAAAGUAACUUAUAGAGGGAAGUAAAAGAAGUGUGUAAGAUAUCGUAAACUGUCUCAGAGUAAUUACAUUUACUUAUCCUACACAUAUCGAUUAUUGGAUUUAAGUUGUGCCUUCAGUUGGCAACCACUGAUUUCCUUAAUUUUAUUAUAUUUGUUGAUUGGAUGAAUCAGUAAAAAGUCAAUCCACACCACUCAAAUUAUUUUCACAACUUGAUCAAUAGAUCAACGCUUUUUUACUACUUCAACAUAUCACCAUUUAUAAAAGAUACCUUUGAGAUCAGAGUACCUGAACUCUUCUCAUAUUUUUAAAUAUCAUAUGUACAUGAAUGAUUAAAAUUAGAACUGUCUUUUAUUCUCUUGGCAAAUAUUUAACGAUUUCAUUUACAACCCUCAUUGAUGUUGACCAAUGAUUAGCAAUCUAACAACAUAUCGAUAAUGAUGCCUCUUCGAUAGUCAAGCCGUUUUAGCUGAUGCAAGCAUCCGAAUAUAUCUUUAAGUUUCUAAGAUAAUCAUAGAUUUAUAACAAUCGAAGAAAAAGAUGUUUUUCACUGAGAAAUUAUGAGUUCUUUCCGAAAGUAACUGGCUCAAAACUUACUAUCUGUUUCAGAAACGGUUUUGACACUUGAUAGUAUUUUUUUAUAGGUUGCAAGACUGACAAUUCGUAUUAGAAACCGAUGUAAAUUAUUGUUCCCCAUAUUGUCUUUAAAAUCUUUAGUCAGUAAUUGAAAUGAGAUAAAAAGGCAAAAAAAAUGAUUAAAAUACAACUUGAACUGUAUGGUUUUAUAAGUACAUAAACAAACUAUCAGCACUACUAAAAGAUUAAAAAAAUGUUACAGUACAUUAAUUUGAACAUAACUGUUUAAACCAUGUAAGACACUAUUUAGAAUUAUUUGCGUCUAAUAAUAUCAUCAAUCAAGUUAACUAUAUUUUGGUUAGGAUAAUAUUCACUGAGAUACUUAUGUAGCUUUAAUUCGUCGACCCAUUUUUUUUUCUAGAUUGCCAUCUCAUACAACUGUUAAUAGUUCUACUAAUGAAAUUCUCUUGCAUCAUCAACUUGGUCGAGUAAAUAAUCAAUUAGUUCGUCCAUCAGUUACCUCCUUAUGGUCUAAUGGCGUUAGUGAAAUUGGCUCAAAUCAAUCACCUACGAACUCUCCUUAUACAACUGAUGCGACAGAGGCUACUCCAAACCUUCCAUUCAGCCGUAAUCUACCAGAACGGUCAACAAUUCAGCAUGUACCUACCGGAAGAGCCAGGGAACGUCUUGAAGGGACAUCGGGUGGUCCACGACUUGUUCGUCACCCUGGAACACAAAGUAUUGCUCAUCCAACUAAUGAAUCUCACUCUCGUACGUCAGCCGGUAGUUCGAAUUUUCCUACCCCAAGGCCUAGCAGUCCUGAUCUAUCAAUAUCCUCCGGAACUUCAUCCGCUUCCACUUUAAGUCAUCACGGUGAUCGAACAGAUUAUGAUGAAGAAUCUCCAACACCAGAAAAUGAAAGACAUACUGGUAUUAAUCAGAGAAGCCAUACUAUUGAACCCUCUAUUCAACCACUCACUCGAAACUUUUCUGUACGUCCUUCAGUUAAUCGGUUGGAACAUGAAUCUAUUCACAAUCAUUCAAAUACUAAUGGAGGUAUCAACAACUUUUUUCGUACCCUAACAACUCGUAUAUCCAGUAGCAAACUGUUUCGAAGGUCCGCCGUAAUUCAACCCGGUUUAUUGGCCACUUCUCCUGAGAACAAGGCAUCUAAUAUGAAUGACCCCAAUGAUCCCGACAUGAGAAUGGCACCCACAAUGGAGCUUGAUAAACUGGCUGUCGCAUGUGGAAGUCCUCCGCCAGAAACAUAUCACAAAAACAGUUCUAUAAGACUUCCUCGAAGUCGAAGUGGAGUCACUCCACAUCGGGUCACUCCUCAGGGAUCUCGAAGACUAACUGAUUUUAGCACAGUUACUGUUGAUGAACGUUCAAGUCGGAAGAAUGCAGAUGCAACAGAGACUCUGAAUCGAAGAAGAAAUAAAAAUGAAAUGAAUUUAGAUGUUACUGGAUCUAUGAAUCGGAGACACAGUCCAUUCUCUCGAGAUUCUCGUUCUCAGUCAACACAUCGUUCGUCAUCACGACAUGACGAUCGCAGUAAUUCAAGACCUACUCCUCCACCAGUCCCAGCUCGUUGUGCAGUUGGGAUACCUUGUUCAGGUCAAAAUAAGUCUCCUUCGCCAGGAAAUGACAAUUCAAUAUCGAAUAACGGUGUAUCUGAUACCACUCUUGGACGAACACGUAGUUUGCGAUUCAUGUUUCGCAAUGAAACUGCUAGUCGACGCCAAAUAGAAGAAAUGAUGCUCGAUAUAAAACAGGUUUUAACUAAUAAUAACAUCGACUUUGAACAAGUUGGUGACCUAAAAUUGCAGUGUGCUUACGGUGAUCCUUCACGUGGUUGUCAAAUACCAAAUUUGACAAAUCAUAGCCAAACAUCUAAAAACUCUAACAGAUUAUCUCGCUUAACCGAUAAAACAGAACAUGGUGUUGUACAUUGGGAAAUGGAAAUCUGUAAGCUUAAUCGAGCUGGAGCAAAUGGAGUACGAUUUAAAAGAAUCAGUGGAUCGACAUCUGAUUUCAAACGUCUAGCAAAUAAACUUGCCUCUGAUCUGGAAAUUUAAUUGAAAAACGCAUAUAUAUACAUAUUCAUAGAUAUACAGAAAUUAUUGCAUUUCACUUUAAGUAGCUAUCGUUUGGGUGAUAAUCAACCCAUUUUGCUGUGUAUGUUCCAGUUUUGUUUUGUAUGUAUAUUUAAUACUUUAAUUUUUAUGUAACAAUGUUCAGCUAUAAAUACAAUUUGCCAUCAUAUAUAUAUAUAUAUCAGCCGCUUGAUACUUUUCUCUUCUAUUCUGAAACACCAAUAAAUAGUGAAAAUUAUCUUGUGCCUGAAUCUUGCAACACUAUUAAGUUGUGUUUGCAUUUUCUUUUGUCUCAUUUAAUUGUAUGAAUUAAUUCGGGAUUAUUUUGACUUAAAAAUCAAAUAAACAGCUGAUUGUAUGUCAUAAUGAUGAAUGAUUUCAAAACAUUUUUAUGCUAUAUCAGUUGAACUGUAGAAAAAACUAUAAGCAUAUAUUUGUUUACUGGUUAUCAGACAGUUCUUUCUUUAGUAAUAUACACCUACUGUUGGUCACUGAUAAUUGUGUAUUAUUCUUAUUCACUUCUAUUUCCUUUCUAUCUUUAAUAAAACUAAUGGAAAAUAAUUUUAGGCUGAACAAGAACAUUUGAGUUUAAUAUGGAAUUAUCAAGAAGAAGGAGAAGAAGAAUUGAGAAGGAAAAGAUUUAUACCUUUAUUUCUAUUGUUAUAAAAAAUGGUAUCCGAUUUUUACUAUUAAAUUUCUUCAUUUCACUUUCAUUAUCUUAUUAUUUCUGUCAAUUAGUUUUUUAUUCUUAUUUGUUUCUGUGGGUGUGUGCAUGAUGAUUGUUUACUGAUUAAUCAAGGAUUUUUUUAUUGUUUUGCCCUUUUAACGAGGAUCGGUCUUUUGUUUUUUUUUCGCUCUUUAAUCCGCACAUACCUGCAUACACAUACAUAAUCAUAUACAAAUGAACCUGAAUUAUAGCAGAUGAAUUAGCUCAUAAUGAUAAUUUUGAAAUUAACUUGAUCUCGAUUUUUCUAAAUUAAUGAGAAAAAAAUUUAUUCACUGAUUGAAUUAUUGAAAAUAUGCUUCG